Vitrella brassicaformis is the source of this 3419-nucleotide messenger RNA. Lineage: Eukaryota; Vitrellaceae. The record is from the annotation of a GenBank genome assembly.
GUUGCAUUUCAUUUUGUAGUCCGGAAUAUUUGUACGUACACAUCCAUCCAUUUCAUUCGCCUCUGCUGAAUGCCAUGGGAUGUGUGUGAGUGAAUCGAUACACACAAUAAGACAGACACGUACGUACGGCAAUUCAGCCCAUGCACUCAUACUGAUGUGUAGUCUAUAUGGGUGGCCAUUGGAAAACACGUUCGUUCAUCGAUCCGAUCGACAAACCGAAGGCACUUGGCUGCCUGCCUUUUGUAUGUCACCCAACACAACCAACACACCACGGUACACGCGCUGCACUCUCUCUAGCUCUCUCGUCACAAACGGAAUCUCCUGACGCCCUCCGGCACGUCGUACCUGCCCGCCUGCUUCUUCACCGCCACCUCUUUCUUGGCCUCCUGCAGCCAUCCCAGCCACACGCGGCACAAGCUGGAUGGAUGGAUGGCCAGAUUGGUGGCUCGGCUCAUUCACCGACAGACCUUGAGAAGCACUUGGUUUUCCUUCUUCAUCGUGCGCACCAGUUUCUUGGCGUCCUUGACAGCCUUCUUGCGCUCACUGCAAGCCAGGCACAGCACACACCCACACAAGUAUCUAUCUGUGCUGACUGACUUGCUGUCUGUGUGUUGGUUGCCUCCCUCACCGCCUCUCCUCGGCCGUCUCGCCCUUGCGUCUGGUCGUAUUGACCUCUGGCAGCUGCAGCAGAUCGCCCUCGGGGAUGGGCGGCGGGGCGCCACGGGAGCCAGACGACGCACCCGUAUAGUCCGCAGGCAGGUCACGACGACUGUACACACACACACACACGCACACCUCAUUCGACAGUCGAGAUGCAUGCACCAGCAAUGGGCAUGUCCGAUGGCUAACGUGUCGAUGGGUAUUUUCUUUGGCGGGUUUGCGGCGGUCGCGGCUGCCUUGGAGAUCUUGUAGGGGUGGUUGUAGAGGUUGCUCUUGGUCGAUAGGAUCGUCUCACAAUCCCUGAUUUGUGUGAACAGGAUGCCAUCCACAGAACGUCCAUCCAUACUCAUGCGCUGCGCUGUUCAUCCGAGCACAUCUCUCACACCAUGUCCUCACCAUUGCUCCUUCUCGACUUGCUCGCCAAACACCUGCAGCCAACCAGAUAAGACAGACGACACUCAUCGAUGCAGGCAGGCCCUCGUGGCUGCCUCUCUCUCUUUCUGUGUCUGUGUCUGUGUCUGUGUGUGUUGCCAUUCGUUAGUGACCUCGUCGUAUGUGGGCGGCGGCUGCAACUCCAUCUCCUCCGCCCUCGCCAGGACCCUCUCCUUGUCAAGCGGCACAUCCUCCCCGCUUUCAUCGGAUAAGGAGGAGGAGGCAUCAUCGUCCUCUGAGCUGUCGCUCUCAUGGCCAGGGUCCUGGUCGCUCUUCCCUGUGUUUAGCACGGUCGUUGCCUGCGCUGCUGCUCCUGCCGCUGCUGCUGCAUCAACACGUGUUUUCUCCUCUGCAGUCAGACACACACACAGACGUCAUGUGUGGACAUCUAGGAGGGAUGUGUGUGGUGUGUGUGUCUUUCCUUCGUCCUUUCAUUCUUUCUCACUUUUCUGUUUGUCAAGGAAUUCGUCCAGGAGGUCGUCAUACUGCUCGAUGCGGCCCCGGGCUUCGUGCAGCCGCGCGUCGUCCUCAUCAAGCUGGAACGAUCAAACACACGCAGAGAGAGCAGCGAUCGAUGCGCGUCAGUGUCAGGCCUCCCUCCCUCUGUCGGUGCGUGUGUACCUCCCCGAUUUCAUCUUCGUUGUACUCCUCCUCCAUGAUCUUGUCAAACCUCUCGUCAAGGCCGUCCACAACCCUGAACACAGCACAGCACACACAUGAAUGCAAUCUAUCCAUCCUCUCUGUCUGUUGCCAUCUAUCCAUCCAUUCAGCCAUCAAUGACCGACCUGUUGCGCCUGGUCGUUCCCGACAUCAUUGAACCGGUCUCCGAUCGGCCGUCUGUGUGUGGUGGUGCCGAUGCUGCUGCUGCUGCUGGACCCCCCCUGCCGUCUUGUGCGCCAUGUGUGCCGUCCAUGAGUCCCUUCCACUGCAGAUAGGCCUCCAGGUCAGGCCGGCCGGUCUUCUUGGGCGCCCACCCGCCCCACAGCAAGUCGGACUCGUCCACCUGACACGCAAGCAGCACACAUAUCUGUCCGAACGUCCGUCGUGCCGUGUGUAGGUGCCUGCGUACCUCUGGUUGGUCGUGUGCAAGUUGGUCGAAGAAGUCGUCGGUGAUGUCAUCGAAAACCUCGGGCUCCUCCAGCGCACGCUGCACCUCACGCUCUGCAAACAUACACACACAGCCCAGACAUACGCCAACAUCUUUGUACGUCUGUCACGUCACGUGGGUGACGAUGUCUAUGUGUGUCUGUCUGCCUCAUAGAUCUCACUGACUGACCCACUUACCGUCUUUGUUCAUGAGUUGAGGGUUGCGGUCGUAUCGUGGGUCAUAGUGCGACCCCUCCAGGCUCGCCACAUACACACCACCAGCACCCCCGAUGGGCUUGAGGUGCUGGUUGUAGUCGUAGCCGUCCUUGGGGAAGUAGCACUCGCCAACCUGCAUGGCAUGGACCCAAGAAACCAACCAUCCACCACAUCCAGCCAGCCAGCCAGGUUAGUGUGGAUAUAUGUGCGUGCGAGUCAGUCAGCGUCUGCGCGUGCCACUCACCAGCUCUGCCUCCGGUUCGUCCGUUGACGGUGGUGCAGCCACUGCAGCAGCAGCAGCAGCGGCUGGUUGAGCAGGAGAGGCCGGCUCCUCCAAGCCACCUUCAUCCCCUUCCAACUCCUCGUCCUCAUCGUCGUCAUCAUCGUCGAUGUCCUCCCACUCAUCCGCCGCCUCCUCGCCGCCCAGCGCCAGCCGUCGGGCGGUCGCCUCCAGCUCCUGCACCUGACCCAUCAAACAUGCAUGACACACAGGGAAGGAGGGGAGGAAUCUACCUACUGAGCUGAGUCGAGUGGCGUGCCUGCCUGCCUGCCCGCCUUGUGUGCUCACCUCGUCUUCCCACUCGUCGUCUUGGCGCAGGCUGGAAAGGGCCUCGGACGGGAUGUGGGCACGCUGAAGAGACUCAUCAGCCGCACCAUCAGUGCCCUGAGCACGCACGCCCAUCACGACGUACGCUGUGUGGCUUGGCAAGCCUUUGGCGCAAACAAACUGAUUGUGUUGUGCGUGUGUGUUGGUACCUACCGGUUUGUUGGUGAUGUGUUUGAGUACGAAUUUGGAUGCGUGCGGGUCGUCGAUGAGUGCAUCGUGCUGCGACCGGUGCACCACCUGGAAGUGGAGCGCGUUCUUCUUGUCAAACUUCUUCUUCACCUGCACACAACACACCAGCGAUCAGAUGGCCGCAGACAGACACCGUCCAGUCGUCGGACGAAAGAUGGGUCAUGUAUAUCUAUCGUACCAUUUUGAAAUCCGGCCGUCAGGUAUCCAUCCUCAGGAUCUCCGAUUGAAU